Molecule: messenger RNA, 3321 nt
Organism: Aphanomyces astaci
Lineage: Eukaryota; Oomycota; Saprolegniomycetes; Saprolegniales; Verrucalvaceae
Product: serine/threonine protein kinase
Exons: 1
Coding region: 11-3238 (1075 amino acids)
Biological process (GO): protein phosphorylation
Molecular function (GO): ATP binding; protein tyrosine kinase activity
Source: RefSeq, a predicted model, not a curated record
CCGCACUCACAUGGCGACCACCAGCCUCGUGACGCUGGGUAGGCAAUUCGCGCCAUCACCACCGUCGCGCCGCCGAUCGAUCGUGCGCUGGUGUCUUGGCGACCGCCACUCACAUCUGCGCACGCUUCUUUUCUUCCUCUGCAAUUACCCGUGGACCAUCGUGGCCGAUCUCGCUGCGAUCGUCCUCGUCGUGCUGAGUGUCCCCUUCGCAAUCUUCGUCAGCCUGCAAGCCCGACCUCCACACAAGUACACCGAACCUGCUCUCCAACGAUGCAUGGGUCGAUGUCUAGACGUGGCCUCGCGGAGUCUGUCGGUGUAUUGGCGCGUUGAACUCAGCCUGCUUGCGCUCGUCGAUCCGACUGUCUCCGGUGACCCUCCGUCAAGGCUUGAACCUGGCAACACCUCCAUAGAGACGAUUCAGUACGUUUCCAUGUACAUCCUGGCGUGGAAAACUCUCGUCGUGUUGCCGGCCACGACAGCGCCGCUAUGGAUCUGGUGGCUAGGCGUGCAGUCCCUGCUCGUUUCUGGCACUUCGUUGACGGUGGAUGUGCUGGUGUACUGGACGUUGUACAUCGUCGCAGGCCUCAUGGUCGGCUCCGUGCUCUGCGCCAUCGUCGUCAAGGUGAGCCUCUACUUUCUCCGCGCCACCUUCGACGUCCACUGCGCCACCUCCUCCGCCGCAUCUCUCGACAGCGAAGACUCGCAUUUGCUGCAUCAUCAUCAUGAUGGUCCUGCCAAGACAACAUAUGAAUCGCUUUGUGACCUCAAGAGCCCCCUUCUGACCCGCGAGACUGCCGCAUCCCAUCAAACCACCACCGAUACUAUGACUGUUGAGAUUUGUAUCAACGAGGAAAACUCCCCACUUGAUCGCACAGCGACCCCCAUUGCCGCUGUGGUGUCGAGUGGGGAAAAUUCCCCUCCGCUGCCCCCACUCCCCUCAACUACUACUUCCAUCCCCACGAUCCCACUUUCCCUACAUGUGAUCGGAAUCCCCACGGUCGACACCACAACCAAUCACGAUGAUGACACUGCCGCCAUUCCCAAAAUGGAUCACUUCCAACCAUCCAUAUCCGUUGCGCCGUCAUCUCAACCUCCGCACGACUUCUCAUCGUCCCCGCCGGCCCCUCUGCCGUCCUCAUCGGGCAACGCCGAAGCAUCCAGCGCUGCCCUCGCCACCCUCGAGACCGACUUGGCCACCGUAGAAGCAUCCAUUUUAGAGUACACCAAGAUGCUCGCUCAAGGCCCAAACAAUAAACUCCGCCGUCGCUUGGAAAAGGAGCGCAAAGGAUUCGAAGAUCGCCGUGAAAAAUAUCGAAACGACAUUGCCUCCCUACACCUACACCACCACCGCCAACCACCACAAGAGCAAAGUGCAAUGUCAAUUCCCAUGUCAUCGUCGAGCCACCACCUUGCUGUAUUAUUACCGACCCCCUAUGCCCCGUACAACGAAGUCGAUCCCCCUGACAACGCCACCUUGUCCAACAGUUACUUGCCGCCCACCCACAGCUUCCAGCCCGAAUUCAACUCGCCCGUGUUCCGAGGCACAUCGGGGGCGGCCGCCGCCGCGUGGGGCUCACCAGUCGCGUACAGUCAAGCGUUUCUAGCUUCCCCGUCGUCGCUGUCCCCCACGGCAGCUGCCUACGACCGCCUCUCCCCUCCCACUGCCCCCUCCCCCUUCAUCCCCCCCCUCUCGCCAUUAUCAUUAUCAUCAUCGUCGUAUGUACCGCCACCGCCAGCAACUUUCUACCCGGGGGGGGUUCCCCCAGUCUUUCGAUCGUUGGCCCCUCCUACCUCCCAAUCCACUCGCUCUUCCGACAACUUUGUCGUCCGGGAUGGUGGUCGUGGUGAUGGUCGUGGUAAUCUGUCGUUUCAUCCUACGUUUGCAUUCGUUGCCCCCAAUCCAGAGGACGAACCCGUGCAUUUGGUGGCGUAUGCGCCCCCGUGUGUCGUGCCCGCGUCCGAGUUUUCCUUUGCCGUGUGGGCGUUUCUGGCCACCCAGCGCGACGACAUGCACGACGAAGCGUCACAGCACGACCCCGCGGCGUCGCAGCUGUCCCGUGACGUGCUGUUCCCCCUGCGACGGGGGGCGCGGGCCCACGUGUCCCUCGAGGUCCCCGCGGGGUUCUCUGUCACAGAUGGCGCCACCACACAGGCGCUGACGUGGUCUGGCUCGCCCACCGCCGCGCACUUUGCCGUCGUCGCGUCCGCCACCGUCGCCGCCGGCCAAGUCGUGUUUAAAGCCACAGUUGUGUUUGGCACAAAUGUGUUGCACUUGCGUGCGUUUGUGUUUGUGUCUGGCAACCACCAACCACAGCCACCUACAACGAGACAAGGCCGUACCAACGAUGAUAUGCUCAUGAUGCCAUUGCAAGCCGAGCUGGAACUACUCGACGAAACGUUUGACGAGAUUCCGUUUGCAUCGCUACAACUCAAGGAACUAGUCGGCCGCGGGUACUUUGGCGAUGCGUACCGCGCCGACUACAACGGCCGCGACGUGGUCGUCAAGACCAUUCGCUCCAGUGACCUCGGCACUUCGACCGACCAAAUCGUCGACGAGUUUCGCCAUGAGGCCGCAGUGCUCAACAUGUUUGGCCAUCAUCCCAACAUCGUGCCGUUUGUCGGCGCAUCCACCGACCUUUCCAAGCCGCUGACGCUCGUGACCGAGUUCGUUCCCGGCGGCAACCUCGAAGAUGGCCGCGCCGCGCUCACUUGCCGGGAAAAGAUGCAAAUGCUCGUGGAUGCCGCCGCGGGCUUUCUCAACAUCCACGAUGGCGGGUUCAUUCACCGCGAUAUUGCCGCGCGCAACUGUUUGGUGGACGUGCAUCGCCGCGUCAAAGUGUGCGACUUCGGCAUGUGCCGCCGGGUCAACCGCGCCGUCGGCGGGUCGUUCAUUCGAGACGGCGUCGGCCCGCUCAAGUACAUGGCGCCCGAGUCGCUCCAGCCGCCGUACGCGUUUUCCACUAAGUCGGACGCGUACUCGUUUGGGGUGUUGAUGUGGGAAACCCUUGCAGAGCAACGGCCGUUCCAACACCUCUCGGCCCACGAGGCCGCCGUGCGGGUGCUGGAAGGCGGGAGGCUCGACGUGAAUGCAACCAACACGCACAUGAUUCCACCAGCAUGCGCGGCGCUCAUGGCCGCAUGCUUCCAAGAAGACCCAGCCAAGCGCCCGUCCAUGCAUGCGAUUCUUGUGGCGCUGAUCCAAGCCCAAGCGACCAUGAUGACUCUGACUGGGUAUUGACAGUGUCCAACCAUCGAUAGAAUGGAAGUAGAUGUACGAACGAAAAUAUAAUAAAAAAAUUCUAAUUUUAAUAUUAAAUGCAA